AUGGAUCGAGAACAGCUCGAGCUCCUCACGAGCCUGAGAGGACGGGCCCCUGUGCCGCUUGACCCUUGCGCCGGAGGACGAAGAGGCUGGUCCAUUGUGGUGAUGGUGGUGAUGAAAGAAAGUGGCAGUACCUACUACGACCUCAUCUUCACGGAUGAGGUUAUAGAUGACUACGUUAACUUUGUGGAGAUCGAAGAGCUGGACAAGGACAGCUCAACAAUGCUUUAUUGGGUUUAUGAAUACGCUGCCGACGAGAUGCUUCUACGUAUCAUCAAGUUCGCGGGCGAGAAGCAUCAAGAACUCGUAGCAGGAAAGCUAGCCUUCAUCGUGAGCGACGACAGCGAGCUCGUCUCCCUGUGUUCCUUCUUCCCGCUCGUCCAGGCCAUGAUCGAGCACGGCGUCCAGAACGGCGGCAACUCGAUGGGCCUAGAGGAAGUCUCCCAGGGAAAGAACGGCUCCAUCUUCCUCGCCAGCCUCGCCAUCAGCGGCGAGGACAGCAGGGCCAAGGCGUACCCGCUCGUGAAGCAGCAGGUGGACGAGGUGGAUGAGUAUGCUGCCUCGCUGGGGCUCAACUGGGGGCUGGCGGUUCCUGAACUAUGCGUAUGGGUUCCAGAACCCCAUCGCGACGUAUGGCGAGUCGGCGGCCUAGGAGAAGAUCCGGAAUGCUUCUUUGAAGUAUGA
Molecule: messenger RNA, 681 nt
Organism: Cryphonectria parasitica EP155
Lineage: Eukaryota; Fungi; Ascomycota; Sordariomycetes; Diaporthales; Cryphonectriaceae
Exons: 3
Coding region: 1-681 (226 amino acids)
Source: RefSeq, a predicted model, not a curated record